GGCCAGGACUGGGGCCGAGGUCAGAGCGGCUUUAUUAAAAGCCUGUUGUUCUACUACUGUCCAAAUUAGGGGUUGAUUCCCUCCUGUGCAGGCAUAUAGUGGCUUGGCUAUUUCAGCAGAACCUAAAAUCCGUAGCCUACAGUUCCCUACCAUCCCAAGGAACUCCCGAACUUAGCAUUUUGUGGUAGGGGUGGGUCUCUGCAGUACUGCUUGGACUCGGCUGGGCGCCAGUGCCCGGUUGCCCUUUUCUAUGAUGUAGCCCAGAUUUAUGGUCUGCAUUAUGUCUGGAACCAGAAGUAAGCUUGCUCUUUUCCUCUGUGGCUGUUACGUGGUUGCCCUGGGAGCCCACACCGGGGAGGAGUGCGUGGCCAGACAUCACGAGGCUGAAUCUUACGUGGCUGCCGUGUACGAGCAUCCAUCCAUCUUGAGUCCGAACCCUCUGGCUCUCACCAGCCGCCAGCAGGCCUUAGAGCUCAUGAACCAGAACCUUGACAUCUAUGAACAGCAAGUGAUGACUGCAGCCCAAAAGGGUGUACAGAUUAUGGUGUUUCCAGAAGAUGGCAUUCAUGGAUUCAACUUCACAAGAACAUCCAUUUAUCCAUUUUUGGAUUUCAUGCCGUCUCCCCAGGUGGUCAGGUGGAACCCAUGCCUGGAGCCUCACCGUUUCAAUGACACGGAGGUGCUCCAGCGCCUGAGUUGUAUGGCCAUCAAGGGAGAUAUGUUCUUGGUGGCCAAUCUUGGGACAAAGCAGCCUUGUCAUAUCAACGACCCAGGGUGCCCAGAUGAUGGGAGAUACCAGUUCAACACAGAUGUCGUGUUCAGCAGUAAUGGAACCCUGGUUGACCGCUACCGCAAACACAACCUCUACUUUGAGGCAGCGUUUGAUGUUCCUCUUCAAGUGGAUCACACCACCUUUGAUACCCCCUUUGCUGGCAGGUUUGGUGUCUUCACAUGCUUUGAUAUAUUGUUCUUCAGCCCUGCUGUCAGACUCCUUAGAGACUAUGAGGUGAAGCACGUUGUGUACCCGACUGCCUGGAUGAACCAGCUCCCACUCUUGGCAGCUAUUGAGAUUCAGAAAGCCUUUGCUGUUGCCUUUGGUGUCAAUGUUCUGGCAGCUAACGUCCACCACCCAGUUCUGGGGAUGACAGGGAGUGGCAUACACACCCCUCUGAAGUCCUUUUGGUACCAUGACAUGGAAAACCCCAACGGUCGCCUUAUAAUUGCCCAGGUGGCCAAAAAUCCAGUGGGUCUCAUUGAUGCAGAGAAUGCAACAGGUGAAAUGGACCCAUCCCAUAGUAAGUUUUUGAAAAUCUUGUCAGGCGAUCCGUACUGUGAGAAGGAUGCUCAGGAAGUCCAUUGUGAUGAAGCCACCAAGUGGAACAGGAAUGCUCUUCCCAUAUUUCACUCUGAGAUGAUGUAUGACAAUUUCACCCUGGUCCCCGUCUGGGGAAAGGAAGGCUAUCUCCAUGUCUGUUCAAAUGGCCUCUGCUGUUAUUUACUUUAUGAGAGGCCUACCGUAUCCGAAGAGCUGUAUGCCCUGGGGGUCUUUGAUGGGCUUCACACAGUACAUGGCACUUACUACAUCCAAGUGUGUGCCCUGGUCAGGUGUGGGGGUCUUGGCUUCGACACCUGUGGACAGGAAAUCACAGAGGCCACAGGGAUCUUUGAGUUUCACCUGUGGGGGAACUUCAGUACUUCCUAUAUCUUCCCUUUGUUUCUGACCUCAGGGAUGACUCUGGAUGUCCCUGACCAGCUUGGCUGGGAGAAUGACCACUAUUUCCUGAGGAAGAGUGGGCUGUCUUCCGGCCUGGUGACGGCGGCUCUCUAUGGGCGCUUGUAUGAGAGGGACUAGGAAAAGGACAUGGUCUGUGGGGUGGACUCCGGCCAUCAUGUCGACAGGCUUCCACAGGCCACAAGCCCUGGGACCACCUCUCUGCCUGCAGGGCAGGAGCCCAUUUUUGUGGCACCAGAUUCCGCCCUGGGAAUUGUGGGAGCAAGUAGGAGAGGCAGAUUCCCUCAGUGUCUUCCUCUUAAACCUCAAUUAUUGAGACAUUAGCUGAUAUUUUCUAUUCACAUUUGUCUUUUUCAAGCCGCAUCUUCCUCUAACAAAUCUCAGUAUGCAACUGGUCUCAAGCUAAAACAAAAAUAAAUGUCAGUUUAUAUUUUACACAUCCACAAA
Molecule: messenger RNA, 2179 nt
Organism: Callithrix jacchus (white-tufted-ear marmoset)
Lineage: Eukaryota; Metazoa; Chordata; Mammalia; Primates; Cebidae
Gene: BTD
Product: biotinidase
Biological process (GO): biotin metabolic process
Molecular function (GO): hydrolase activity, acting on carbon-nitrogen (but not peptide) bonds, in linear amides
Source: RefSeq, a predicted model, not a curated record